Molecule: messenger RNA, 1322 nt
Organism: Papaver somniferum (opium poppy)
Lineage: Eukaryota; Viridiplantae; Streptophyta; Magnoliopsida; Ranunculales; Papaveraceae
Product: G patch domain-containing protein 11-like
Exons: 4
Coding region: 61-861 (266 amino acids)
Cellular component (GO): kinetochore
Molecular function (GO): nucleic acid binding
Source: RefSeq, a predicted model, not a curated record
ACUUAUGAGUCAGUGUACAAUAGAAGAGUUAAUAUGGUUUAAGGAGUCUCCAAACUAACAAUGACCAUAUCUUCUGAAGCUUCAUUAAUGGCGGACAAAGGUAUAACUGAUGAGGAUGAUUACAUGGCCGAUCUCUCCAUCUUUCUUCCUCCUGAAACUUCUCAAAAUCCUGCCAAAGUUCCACUCAGAAAGAAGAACUUAACCUCUAAACGCAUAACUCAUGAGCCUUCGAAUAAAAAAUCUAAAACCCUAAAUUGGCAAGAACGAAGGAAAUUAGAUAGAGAAAGAAAGCAACGAGAGGAAGAUGAGAAAACCCUAACCAACAUGGAAUCUGCAAUUCCCCAAUCAAAUAUUGGUUUCAAAAUGUUGAAGCAAAUGGGUUACAGUCCAGGUUCAUCAUUAGGAAAGAGCGGGUCAGGUCUGGCUGAACCAGUUGGAGUUGAGAUAAGGCGUUCUAGAGCUGGGAUUGGUAGAGAAGAUCCAGUCAAGGAGAAAGUUAAGAGAGAGGAAUUUAGAGCUGGAAAGAAGAAAGAAGAAGUUGAGGGUUUGAUUGUUGAAUUUGGUUCUAGGCAGAAAUUGCAGUGGAAAAGCAGAAGACUUGUUUAUAAUUACCAUAAGGCUACAGCUGUUCUCGAUCAACUGGAGAAUAAAGAGAUCAUUGAACCAAUUAAGAAGGAAGGAGAAGAUGAACAAGAGGAAGAAGAAGAAGAAGAAGAAGAAAUAAUCACAGAAGAGGAUUUACUUGAGAUAUUAGUUAAGCUGCGGGACAAGCAUAGCUACUGCCUCUUCUGCGGAUGCCAGUAUGAAUCACUCGAGGCACUGUCAUUGAGCUGCCCUGGAAUCGAUGAAGACGAUCAUUGAAUCAAAAUAUCAGAUAGUUCAGCAUCUCCAGAAUUCCAGCCACUCGACUGUAAAUUAUGUACUGAGGAUUUGCUCCUUUAGAACCAAGUACAGAACCAGGAGAUGUUGUGUUUGUUACAAGCCACCACAGGCCUGCAACAGAUGUCAUGGUGUACUGAACCAGAGCCAGCUUGGAUUUGAGUACUUCUGCAUGUCCUAAGAACCAGAAUGUAGUUAUGGCAGUUAUCAAGCUUCAUUUCAUUGGUGAUGCUGGUCUCCCUUUUAGGAUGUGAUGCUGCUCUGUAUUAAGUUCUCACUAGAAUCAUGGAUAGAAAAUUCCAUGAAAAUUUUGUCAAAUUCUGACAGUUAUACCUGAUGCCUGUCCAUAAAACUAAUCAUUGCUCCUAUUGGCAAUUUGUAUCAUUUUAUUGAUCAGAUAUACUGUGGUAGCUACAUCAUUCUUGAGCUGCUUUAUUUUCCCA